ACUAUUUCCACUGUGGAAAUCCAAAUGUUAACGGUACCCUAAUUCCCUGACUUAGCAUGCGGCGUAAGUUGACAAAAGAGUCACGGAAUAAAUUAGUGCUUAAUCACACCGUCACUGCGUCGCAGCGCUGGACGAAUGGACAAAUGAAAAUGAAUUCGGUAAAUUAACUUAAAAAACAAAAACAAAAAAAAACGGCAAAAAUGUAUCAAAAAUAGAACGAAAGACCAACGGAAAAAUCCAAUUUCAUCAGAAUAAAUGCAAUAAAAAGUCAAACUAAUUGGAGCGAAGGUGUGCAAACGACGAGUCUAUGGUCAGCCGCAUGAAGUGAAGUUAAAAGGAAAGCAUAAAAAAUCGAUAGAAGUGAAAGAGCGAAUUAUUUUGGCGACACAACUUCAGUAAAAAAGUAUAAAGGACGUAAAAUACAAUGGGUUUAACGGAAUAUUUCAAUUGAUUUAUGUAAUUGCCAACAGCAUGAGAAAGCCCUGGAAAACCAUCGAUCACUAUAAUUCAGCGUAAUUACAGGCAAUAAAGUAAUCGGAGAUUGAUUUUUUUAUUAUAAAAGGUGGUAUUGGCAGCGGAGGCAAAUUAACAAAGCUGACACAAGAGCACACAAAUAGUAAUAAGAAAAUGGCGAAGACUAAAACUAAUAACCUGCUAAUGCAUGGACUCAUUUUGGUGACUAUUUUGGCGACUGCCAAAAGUGCCGAGGCGGAAAUUACAAUGGAGGCAGCUUUUCAAGGUCACUGUGGUCACACAAGCCCUUGCGAACAGUUGUGCUACGAAAUCCACGAUGGAAUGUACGAGUGCGAUUGCAUUGAGGGAUACGAGCUGAACAAAAACGGUUACAGCUGUCAAGUAAUAAACUCCACGAACAGUGCGGAUGGUCAUUCGAAAUCCGAUGAGGACGUACUUUAUCAAAAGGGCGCUUCGUUUAGCGCCAAGCUUGGCUAUGCACCCUCAACAUCAUCAAUGACUGGUGAUACAGCGAAUGUGGAGGCUUCAGCGCCCAUCUCGUCGGCAUCAUUCUCAAUGGAGGAUAUCGAGGGUGUAGAGGACGAUAACUUUUUCUACGAUGACGCAAAGCGCAACGACCAGCGUACAAAGGUCAAUUCAAACGAUUAUUACAUAUCAUCUGAAGACGUCUAUUUCAGUAAUGGCGAUGAACAAGAGUUAACUAAUACUAGCCAAGAUGUACCUGAGUUGAAAACUAAACUGACAGAAUCGACAACGACAUGGAGCGCAAUCAAUUCCCGCCGCGUUGUAGUAACUGCCACAACUGACGAUCCCCUAGAAGCGUCAGCAAAUAAGAAAUCCAUACGAAUUCAUUUGAAAGCGGAACCCAAGCCCACUGCAACAAAUAAUGGGCCGCACAAGACAAGGACUUUAGCUCGCAAACAAAACGGUAUACCGUCAGCAUCAUCAACAACUACACAAGCAAUUAAUCAUAAUGAUAAUAAUAAAAAUAAGAUAGUGAAUACACUGAGCAAUGACCUAGACAUGGAUGAGCCCACCUUUGGUGGUGUUGCCGUCAAGCAGCCCCAUCUGCGCACAUCCAGUCAGAGUCAAAGUACAUAUCAGGAUCAGCAAACUGCGGUAGCAGUAGAUCUAUACAAUAAAAAUAAUAAAAGCAACAACAUAAAACAAUCAGCUGCAGCAACCGCGAGCUCUAAAUUGAGCAAGUUGAGCACUACGAGAGCGAACAGCUCAGCAUCUACCAAUGGUCAUGCGUGUGACUUGGAUUGUGGCACGGAAGGUGUGUGCGAACGUGUGGACGACGCUAACAAAUGCCUUUGUCCCUUUGGAAGAAGUGGUGAGAGGUGCUUGGAAGAAAUCAAAAUACGUACGCCGAAGUUUUCGAAGCAUUCGUGGUUAGCCUUUCCGGCACUGAGGGGUGCUUAUAAGCAUGUCCAGAUACGAGUAGAAUUUCGACCAGAGUCAUUCGAUGGCAUAAUACUUCUAAGCGGUGAGAGAGAUGAUUUGACCGGAGAUUUUAUGACACUACUAUUGAAUAAAGGAUUUGUUGAGUUUUGGUUUGACUGCGGAUCUGGCGUGGGCAGUGUUCGGUCACGUGAGACCAUAUUAUUGAACGAGUGGAACUCGGUGAUAAUUUAUCGUCACCGUUGGGAUGCAUGGUUGGUACUGAAUCAUGGCACCAAAGUGCAGGGUCGCUCGAAUGGACUCUUUUCUCGCAUAACAUUCCGAGAACCGGUCUUCCUGGGGGGCACUGGCAACAUCACGGGCUUAACAAAGCGUUUACCCGUCAAUAAUGGAUUUAUCGGCUGUAUAAGACGCUUUGUGGCAAACGAACAUGAGUACAAGUUUGAGGAACAUCCUUUGGGGGAUGUUACCAAGGGUUUUGACAUACAGGACUGUGUAACUGAUAAAUGCUUCACCUAUCCUUGUCAACAUGGCGGCAAGUGUUUGCCCUCAGAUCAGGGCGCUGUUUGUCUAUGCCCCAUAGGUUUUGUGGGCGAUCUUUGCGAAAUACGCAUGGAUCUUCAGGUACCCGCUUUUAACGGCUCGUCUUUCCUGCGUUAUGCACCACUUGGCGAUAGUGCGUUGAUUUGGUUGGAACUGAAGAUUAUUUUGAAAGCGGAACAACCCGAUGGUUUAAUAUUAUAUUCAGGUUCGGCGAAACAUGGUGACUUCAUUGCAUUAUCCCUGACCGGUGGUUUUGUUGAGUUCGUCUUUGAUCUUGGCAGCGGUCCUGCUGUUGUAAGGAGCGAGUAUCCUUUAAGCAUUGGACAAUGGCAUACUUUAAAAGUGUCACGCACAGCACGAUUAGCGGUUCUAAAGAUCGAUACAUAUCCGGAAGUAAUGACAAUCUCCUCAAAUGGUUUCUGGCAUCUCUCACUGCCCGAAAAUAUAUUUUUGGGUGGCGUUAAUCACGAAGAUAAGUUACCUUUGGAUCUGAAAUCGAAAGCGUUCUUCGUGGGUUGCAUGCAAAAGAUCGAUAUCAAUGGGCAUUCAUUGUCAAUAAUUUCGGAAGCUUUAGGCGGCACAAAUAUCGGCAAUUGCCCGCAUGCCUGCGUGGCAAGGCCGUGUGGGCCACUUGCCGAAUGUAUACCCCAAAUGGAGAGUUACGAAUGCCGUUGCAACGCUUUCAGCACUCAAUGCAAUAUGGCAGCCGAGGUGCCGAUCGAAGAAUUACAAAAGAAUAAAGCCAAGAAGAAGGAAAAUAAAGAAAAACACAAAAUGAACGGUAAACACUCUGCACACUUAUCCAAGCAUACGAAAGAUGCUGGACACUUAAAAUUUCGUAUGAGUAAAGUGCCUUCUAAGGGUAUAAAAGCGCCCAAAACCCACCACACCACAAUUAUUCCCUCAACGGAGCGCACCACAUCUUCAAGCCACAAACGCAUGGAACAUGGCAGUCGGCGUAGGCAGUCAUGGGAGCCGCUUAUAAUGGAGGAUGACGUGGAAGAGAAGGCAGAUGAUGAUAUAAUAUAUCGUGAUACACGUCGUCUGGACGAAGAAAGCUAUUAUAAUGAAGAGCCGUUACGUAGCAAACAUAAGAAAGAAAAGCGUAAAGAGAAGCAAACGAUAAAGGAAAGUGAAGUAUGGUCGACGAAACACGGAGAUAAUUCCAAAGUCCGCGGUAAGGAUGAUCAUCAACACAAAAACGUUUACAAUUUUAAACUAAGCCGAUUGCCGACACACUAUGAAAGCUUCCAAACGAAUCCGGAAAUCGACAUAUUGACAUUCGAUGAGAAUGUCGAAGUGAAAAUUGGUGUGGACCAAGACAGGGAUUACGAGCAGGUGCAGGAUGCGAAACAGAAAAAUGCUAACGAUAACAACAACGACAUUGGAUCGACACAAGUUUUCAAACAGGAUGAUUUCGAUAGUAUACCUUCCGCGUGGAAAAACGACGUGAUCGAAGAUGAUCGGCGACAUGCGCACGAUGCCAUGAACGAAGAAACAAAAUCCGAACCAUUUUUUGUGGACGACAUAUUGUUCGACACUAAAAACGACGGCACUGAAGAUUAUCAUCGUAAGGAGCUGGUACAAGAUAUGAGACGCAUACUCGCGAAUGGUCCCGAGCAUACGCCUAAUAAUAAAGCGCUGAAGCUAGUCGUAGAUGAGUAUGAUUACGAAAGUGACGAUAUUAGUCAAGAAAGCCCAACGAAAUUCAAUAUAGAUGAGAAAAAUAGUUAUAACGGCACUUUUAGCAUGUCGUCGGAACUCGAUGUUGAAUUUAGUGAAAUGAAUGAUGAUAUUCUCGAACCGGUGCAAACAGUCGUUGCGGAAAAGGCGACUACAGUUAAACAAAAUAAACCGUCCCCCACCAUUGAUACCCAAACGGAUUGGAGUUUAUUGAAGAAAAUGCAAUUACCCGCUGAUCAUCAGAGUCAAUUUGUUGGUGUACGCAAGAAUUUCGGCGCUUGCUUUGCUGGCGAAGACAGCUACUUUCAUUACAACGAUGCCGAGACGAUGAGUCAAGUUAUAAGCUACAAUAUAGACUUGAAUUUACGCAUUAAAACCCACUCACCGAAUGGAGUUAUAUUGUGGACUGGCCGACAAGGCACGACAGAUGAAAAUGCUGACUUUCUAUCUUUGGGUAUAGAAAAUGGUUAUCUACAUUUUCGCUACGAUUUGGGUUCCGGAGAGGUCGAUAUAAAAUUCAAUACGAGCCGCGUAAGCGACGGUCUUUGGCAUCGGGUUCGUGCUUUCAGAGACUCACAGGCUGGCUACUUGGAGAUAGAUGGCAGAAAAACAACAACGCAAUAUUCGCCGGGCAAAUUAAAACAAUUGAACACAGACACCGGACUCUAUGUCGGUGGCAUGCCCAAUGCGAUUUAUUUCACACGACGAAAAUAUGCGAAUGGGAUUGUCGGCUGCAUUUCGGAGAUUGUGUUGGCUGGCGAACUGAAACUGAAUUUCGAUCCUAACACGCUGGGGACAGCACACAAUGUCGAAACGGGAUUACUUUGAAAUACCGUUAUAAAAACGUAUCAACAACCGUCAAUACUACUGACACUAGUUUAAUAGUCUGUUUGGUUUGUUAGAACAGUGAGUACUUUUUCGGUUUGUACAAAGAGAUGAUUUUACACUCAAAAAGAAAAACAAAACAAGAAAUUAAGAGAAAUGAAUUAAAUCUAAAUUAGUUAAACUUAGAAGGUAGCUAAUAUGUAUACAUGUAUACUAUAAAUAUAUACACACAAAUAUACAUACACACACAAAUUUGCAGCUGAAAAAAUUGCGCAUAAAUAACGUACAUACAUACACACAAACAUAUGUAUAUGCAUAAUAGAUAUAUAAAAACACACACACACACAUAUAUAUAUAUAUAAUAUAUACAACUAUAUAUAAAUAUAUAUAUUUUAAAUAAUGCUUCAACUAAGCCUGUGACUGUCAAUAUUUAAAUAAAAAAAUUAAGAAAAUAAAAAAAAAACUAUUACAACAAAAAUGUAUGCAAAACACCACACAAAAUAUUAUAGUAAAACUUACAAACUAAACUAAAAAAUAUAAAUAAAAAAUUUAAAAAUUAAAAAAAAAAAAUUUAAAUAAAAAAUAAAAAAAUUUAAGAAAAACUAAUGAAAACGAGCGUAAUGAACAUAAGAUGGCUAAUUUGCAUCGCAUUUUUCUACAAAAACAAGCAAAUUUAAGAAAAAAACAUAUUAAAAAACCAAAAAGCUGAGAAAGAAAGGUUAGUUGUACUGAAUGUUUAACUUGAAUUCUCACAAAUUCUGCAAGUCACGUAAACGUAAGCAAAAACAAAGGGCAAUCGAAUGUUAAAAAUAACAGUGAGCCCGAGUAAACAGCUGUCUCAGAUGUCAGCGGCACCUAAUAAAUAAAAAAAUAUAAUAAUGCAUACAUACAGACACCACACCUAGGUACAUACAUAUGUGUGCGUCUGUGUGCACAUUUGCAUAACUACAUAUAUAAUAUUUAUAAGCAUAAAAAUAAAGUAGUGUAGGUAUUGGUGUAAACACAAAUACUCAGACAUCACACAUAUAGCCACACACAAAUGCAUACAUAUGAACGUCUGCUGCAGAAGUAACGAUAAUUUAUUUGGUGUUGUAGUGGUAAUUGUAAGUUAAAUUUAAAGUCACACAAACUAUGUAUGAAACGGCAGAUGUGCAGAUACGAUAUCAUUUAUGUUUAAGAGCUGGAGAAUAGAAACAAAAAAAUAUAUAUUAAAAACAAACAAAAAAAAAAAAAGAUGUAUAAGAAGAGAAAUAACUAAGCAAAAUGCAAAACACUUUUUAUAGCGAAAUUUUGAAAAUUUUUAAAUUGUAUUAACACAAACAACAAAACGUAUAACAUUACAUUUAUUUGCAUAAGCAAACUAUGUAUUUAUCGAUAAAAAACAACAACAACAAUUAGUGCGAAACUUACACGCUUUACAUGAAUAUAUGUGUAUGUACUAUUUAGGAUAUGUCUCACAUAUGUAUGCUACCAGCCACUAGCUAAAUAACACAAGCCAAGUGUAAGCAAGCGUUUUCAAAAACAAAAAUAUAUAUAUACGAGUAUAAAAAUAAAUAAAAAUCAAACACACAAGCAUACACAUACAAAAUAGCAAAUAUGUACAUACAUACAUACAGACAUGCAUAAAUACAUACACACAAUUUAUUAAGCCCACUUCUAUUUAUUUCUACAAAGAUAUAACAUGCAAACAUAUCGAAUUGGCUCUUAAAUGCCGGAGAAUUUACAUAUUUGCUUUCGAAUUUUUUAAAUGCGUUUAAAUUUACUAUAUAAUAUUUUUUUUUGAUUCUUUUCAAUGCGCUACGGUUACGAAUAACAAGCAACAUUUUUUCACAACUGCGUAUUUUCAAUGUAGUUGCAUAUUAAGGUGUGUAUUUUUUUUCAUAUUAUUUUUUAAAACCUAAAAAAUAUAUUAAGCACAUAAAUUCACAUAAAUAUACCGUUACAAAAUAUGAAUGUAUUAAAUAAAAAAUACAGAAUAGAAAAUUUUUUUUUAUAAAAGUAUUUUGUAUAAAGAAAUUGUGUGACAUGACAACGCUAUUUCGUUUUUUAAGGACAUUCUUGUGAAAAAAAUAACUGAUAGUGGCAUAAAUAUGGUGAAUAUCGUUUGUUCUUUUAAAUAUUAUGUAAAAAUCUAUAACAGAAGUUUAAAAAAGUCAUAAAGUUGUGAUAUUAUUCCACAACUGUGUAAUACAAAAAUAUAAUUUUCACCCGAAAUUUUUUCUCUUCGAAAUGGAUAAUUUUGAAUAACAAUAAACCUUAAUCGCUUAAAAUAUAUAUAAACCAUUUUGAUAAUGGAGAUUUUUUUCAACAAAAAUAAGAAAAGAUUUUUAGAUUUUUCUUAUUUUCUCAAAGAAACCGCAUUUAAAAACGUAAUACAAAUCAAUAUUUUCAUCCAAUGCAGUAGAUAAUAUAUUUCAUAUCGAAAUUUCCAGUUUUUUGGUCUAACAAUUUUUAGGUUAGAAAGAAAAAUUGGUUUCUUUAACAAAUUUUUCAAAAAUGCCCACCCUAAUGUAAGAUUUCUCAUAUUCUGAGCAUAUUUUGAUAAGUCAGUAUUUCCGAAUUCGAAAAAAAGUGUAAUAAAUACACGACGACACUGCGUAAUCAAUUUUAAUUGUCAAAGAAAGCACUCUACCGAAUGACCAAUGAAGACUAUGCUAAAAUUUAUCGUUAACGUCAUUUAUGUUUGUGAAAGCGUAUUUUACGACACCUUGCUGUUAUAUGUAUCCAUCAGAUUGGAUCAGAGACAUCUUAAUUGAUAGUUUGCCCUCUAAAAAUGUCACAAAGUGGUCUUCAAUGGAAAAACGGUUCAAAAUGUCGUCAAACAUAUAUUAUUUGAUAAAAUUUAAAUAUGAAAAAAACAGCAAUAAAUGUAUCUGUAUGUAUGUUAUUAGAAGAAAAUAUAUUUUUUUUUUGUCACAAAAUUUGUUUGGUUAUUCAACAAGUAUUUGAGUUAUCAAACUGCCCUGACUGUAUUAAAAACGCCUGUCCAUUUCCCAAGUCAAUUACGUGAAUUUGUCAAUUAAUCGCACAUCAAUUAACUAUUCUCGUGUAUCUUUUAAAUUUUAAAUAUGAAACGAAAUAAGACAUUUCCUCUAAUUAUAAUAUAAUUAAGCAAUUUCAUACUAGACAACUGUUCACUGAGUUCGAUAUAUAUUGUAAUUUCAUUAAUCUAAAAACCAUUUCAACCAAAUUUUUAUUUUAAUUUUUAGCAAUACUUUCAUUAAUUUUCUAUUCAUUAAUAUUUCAUUUAAAAAUUGUUAUAAUUACGUAAAUAUCCGUCCCAGAAAGAAGAAAUUACCUAAUUAUUGUUAUCUCUUUCUUUCAUGUUUCAAUGAUGGUAUGUUUACUAAUAUUCUACGUUAAAAUUCCACUGGAGUCAAACAGUCACUGACUUAUUGAACUGAUUUUGUAAGAUUAACUACCAUUAUUUUACUACACCUUUAAUAACAUGGGGCGCUAAUAUGAUUAAAACACCGAACACAUAAUUUUUUAAAUAAAAUUAUUAUUGAAAAAAAUAUAGUUUUUAAAAAAAUUUUCGAAACUCUUCAACCCUAAAGAGCAAUAAUUUGUAGACGCUAAUAAAGAUUUGUAGUUUCCCCCCACAUACUCCCCUUAAAAAUACGUUUUAACUACACAUUUUUGUUCUAAGACACAACUAAAAAGCUUUACUGUCCAUGUAACUAAUUGAUUUAUCAAAAAUUAUCGCAAUAAUAUUUAACAAAAAACGCAAACAAUAUGUGCAAAACAAUCUAGUAGCAAAAAUGCGUAUUUAUUGAUUGUAUACACCGAAUGAAGUAAACAAAUAAAUACAGAUAAAUGAAUUGAUGCCUAUAAAA
Messenger RNA from Bactrocera oleae (olive fruit fly), 8765 nucleotides. RefSeq names its product EGF like, fibronectin type III and laminin G domains protein pikachurin. NCBI's taxonomy places the organism in Eukaryota, Metazoa, Arthropoda, Insecta, Diptera, Tephritidae. Gene Ontology annotation, molecular function: calcium ion binding. The record is from RefSeq and is a predicted model, not a curated record.